Nelumbo nucifera (sacred lotus) is the source of this 3769-nucleotide messenger RNA. It is a transcript of the gene HEN2, whose product is annotated as RNA helicase, ATP-dependent, SK12/DOB1 protein. The record is from RefSeq and is a predicted model, not a curated record. Gene Ontology annotation, molecular function: ATP binding; RNA binding; RNA helicase activity. Gene Ontology annotation, biological process: maturation of 5.8S rRNA; RNA catabolic process. NCBI's taxonomy places the organism in Eukaryota, Viridiplantae, Streptophyta, Magnoliopsida, Proteales, Nelumbonaceae. Gene Ontology annotation, cellular component: nucleus.
GUAACGUAACCCGAAACAUUUCUUUCAUUACCUAGUUUUGGAGAAGAUUAGGGUUUCAAACCUCAAACUAUCACCGGUGACACUGAGUAGCAGAGUUCGCCGCCUUUUAUUGUUUCAUAUCUAUUAGAAGAAACACGGGAAGAGGUUGAGAUAGAAGUUGGAUCCUAAAAUGGAAGAAUCUCCUACACUUGGCAAGCGGAAAGCCCCGGAUGAACCAGAAUCAACAUCCAAGCAUUCCCCUGAAGAAAUACCUAAACCUGAACCUGCAGCUAAGCGAAGGAAUUCGGGUCGUACAUGUGUCCAUGAGGUUGCAGUACCGACUGGAUAUACUUCCACCAAAGACGAAGCUAUCCACGGAACCCUUGCGAGUCCAGUCUACAAUGGUAAGAUGGCAAAGACCUAUCCGUUCAACCUUGACUCAUUUCAGCAGGUAUCUGUGGCUUGCUUGGAGAGGAAUGAAUCCGUCUUGGUUUCUGCACACACUUCAGCUGGUAAAACGGCAGUCGCCGAGUAUGCCAUUGCAAUGGCUUUUAGAGAUAAGCAGCGGGUAAUUUAUACAUCACCGCUGAAAGCUCUAAGCAAUCAGAAGUAUAGAGAGCUAAGCCAAGAGUUCUCGGAUGUUGGUCUGAUGACGGGUGAUGUCACUCUCUCGCCAAAUGCAAGUUGUUUGGUCAUGACAACAGAGAUUCUCAGGGGAAUGCUUUACAGGGGUUCUGAGGUUUUGAAGGAAGUUGCAUGGGUUAUCUUUGACGAAAUUCAUUAUAUGAAAGACCGGGAAAGAGGAGUUGUUUGGGAAGAGAGUAUCAUAUUCUUGCCUCCUGCUAUUAAGAUGGUAUUUCUUUCAGCAACAAUGUCAAAUGCUACUGAGUUUGCUGAAUGGAUUUGUAAUUUGCACAAACAGCCUUGUCACGUGGUGUACACAGAUUUCCGACCUACUCCAUUGCAGCAUUAUGUGUUCCCGAUGGGUGGAUCAGGUUUGUAUCUUGUUGUGGAUGAGAAUGAACAGUUCAAGGAGGACAAUUUUAUGAAGCUGCAGGAUACAUUCACGAAGCAGAAGAAGCAGGGUGAAGGAAAUAGGAGUGGGAAUGCCAAAGCAAGUGGGAGGAUUGCAAAGGGAGGUACUGCUUCAGGCGGCUCUGACAUAUACAAAAUUGUGAAGAUGAUUAUGGAGCGAAAAUUUCAACCGGUUAUCAUUUUCAGCUUCAGUAGAAGAGAGUGUGAACAACAUGCAAUGUCCAUGUCCAAACUUGAUUUUAACACCAAAGAGGAAAAAGAUGAUGUUGAACAGGUUUUCCGAAAUGCAGUGCUUUGCUUGAAUGAGGAAGACAGAAACCUACCUGCUAUUGAGUUAAUGUUACCGCUACUUCAACGAGGCAUUGCUGUUCAUCAUUCUGGACUUCUUCCAAUAAUUAAGGAAUUGGUGGAACUUCUCUUCCAAGAAGGCCUUGUGAAGGCUCUUUUUGCUACAGAAACAUUUGCCAUGGGUUUAAACAUGCCUGCCAAAACUGUUGUUUUCACAUCUGUUAAGAAAUGGGAUGGUGAUAGUCAUCGCUAUAUUGGAUCUGGUGAGUACAUCCAGAUGAGUGGAAGAGCUGGUCGUCGUGGAAAAGAUGAACGUGGCAUUUGUAUCAUAAUGAUUGAUGAGCAGAUGGAAAUGAAUACUCUCAAGGAUAUGGUUUUGGGGAAACCAGCUCCAUUGGUCAGCACUUUCAGACUAAGUUAUUAUUCAAUCUUGAAUUUAAUGAGCCGUGCUGAAGGCCAAUUUACUGCUGAGCAUGUUAUCAAGAAUUCUUUUCACCAAUUUCAGUAUGAGAAGGCUUUACCUGAUGUUGGGCAAAGGGUUUCAAAGCUGGAAGAGGAAGCUGCUAUGCUUGAUGCCUCAGGGGAGGCUGAAGUUGUUGAGUAUCAUAAGAUAAGGCUUGAGAUAGCUCAACUUGAGAUGAAGAUGAUGUCUGAAAUAACCAGACCUGAAAGAAUUCUUUAUUUUCUUCUUCCUGGUAGGCUGGUCAAAGUACAUGAAGGUGGAACUGAUUGGGGUUGGGGAGUGGUGGUCAAUGUGUUGAAGAAACCCUCUGCAGCUUUGAACAAACUGCCUUCAGCAUUGACAGCUUCACGAGGCGGUGGCUACAUAGUGGAUACUUUGCUUCAUUGCUCUCCUGGUUCAAGUGAUAAUGGUUCUCGACCCAAGCCAUGCCCUCCUCGUCCUGGAGAAAAGGGGGAAAUGCAUGUGGUCCCAGUUCAGUUGCCUCUCAUUUCUGCUCUCAGCAAAAUCAGAUUAUCUAUUCCUUCUGAUCUUCGACCAUUGGAAGCAAGGCAGAGUAUAUUGCUUGCAGUACAGGAGCUGGGGACACGUUUUCCUAAUGGUCUCCCAAAACUCAAUCCUGUGAAGGAUAUGGGGAUUGAGGAACCAGAAUUUGUUGAUUUAGUUAGUCAAAUUGAGGAACUUGAGAGGAAAUUAUUUUCUCACCCACUACAUAAGUGCCAAGACGAGCAACAAAUCAAGUCCUUCCAAAGAAAAGCAGAGGUGAAUCAUGAAAUUCAACAGCUUAAAGCGAAGAUGCGUGACUCCCAGCUUCAAAAAUUCCGGGAUGAACUCAAAAAUCGUGCACGGGUUCUGAAGAAGCUUGGGCAUAUUGAUGCUGAUGGUGUUGUCCAAUUAAAGGGACGAGCUGCUUGCUUGAUAGAUACAGGAGAUGAACUCCUUGUUACUGAAUUAAUGUUCAAUGGUACAUUCAAUGAUCUUGAUCAUCACCAAGUAGCAGCUCUUGCAAGCUGCUUUAUUCCAGGCGAUAGAUCAAAUGAACAAAUACAUUUGAGAACUGAACUUGCGAAGCCAUUGCAACAACUCCAAGAAAGUGCAAGAAGAAUUGCAGAGAUCCAACGAGAAUGCAAAUUGGAGGUAAAUGUUGACGAGUAUGUGGAAUCAACAGUAAGACCGUACUUGAUGGAUGUGAUAUACUGUUGGUCAAAGGGAGCAACUUUUGCGGAGAUCAUAGAUAUGACUGAUAUCUUUGAAGGGAGUAUCAUACGCCUUGCCCGACGACUUGAUGAAUUUCUAAAUCAGUUGCGUGCUGCUGCACAAGCCGUUGGAGAAGUUGAUUUGGAGAAGAAGUUUGCUGCUUCCAGUGAGAGUCUUCGGCGUGGUAUCAUGUUUGCGAAUUCACUUUAUCUCUGAGAUGGCUAUCUGCAUGCUCUUGUCUGGUCUAUUUCGAGUUUCAUCAUUCAAUGGCAUGGGUAUGUUUUACGCAAGUAAAUAUUUGGUUUGAAUUGGUGGUACGUCAGUUGUAUUAAGGUAUGUAUCUCAUAUUUGCUUGCAUGCUGCCCCGUUCCCGUCAUUGCUGUAUCCAUUUAUUUUCUUUUUCAUCGUCAUUGUAUACAUACAAUUUAGAAAUUAUCAAAAAAAAGAAAAAUUCUAGAGGCAAUUAAAUGUGAGAUAGGUUUAGCUGAAUGCAAUAGCUGCCAAGAAGGCUGUGCAACCAAUAAUAACACGCGGGGCCUACAACCAUAUUGUGGACCCGUAUAAUUUCACUGACGUGGGGUGUUAUCAUGUGGUUGUUACACAGCUAAUGCGUUCAGUUAAUCUGAAUUCAUCAAAUGUUUUCAUGCAUAUGGAAUUAUCAUUCAUUUUUUACACUGGGUAUUUUGGCUUAUUGGCAGCUAAGAUUUCCUAUUGUAAUUUGAUGUAACAAUUUUUUCGGAUUCAGAAAUUCAGAGUGAUCUAGUUAAUUGCUUUCAAGCGCUGAAAGAAGGAUCAAAAACCUUUAUUCUA